Molecule: messenger RNA, 1159 nt
Organism: Austrofundulus limnaeus
Lineage: Eukaryota; Metazoa; Chordata; Actinopteri; Cyprinodontiformes; Rivulidae
Source: RefSeq, a predicted model, not a curated record
UGUGGUUACGCUGUCAUGAAGUUACCUCCUGUUUCUACCAGAGAUCAGACAGACACUAUGUAAACGUGCACGGGGCUUUCAUGCUUACAUUUUACCACAACCUGGGCUGUUGGUACGAUCCCAAAGUUUUUUUUCUUUCUUUUUUUCUUUUUACCUUUGUAAUUGAUUUUGUGAGAAAAGGAGGACGGACACUUGUUUUUCUGUUUGGUUUGAUCAGUCGGCAGCAAGCUCUAUUAUGGAAAGCGAUUCAACUAUGUCCUCUACUGAGACCUACACACAAACAACGGUCAUAGCAACCACAAGCCACUUUCCCACACAGCAAGACAAGCAAAAGGAGUAUCACACAACCCUCCUGGUCAUCUACUCUGUGGUUCUGCUCUGCGGCACUGUUAGCUUGAGCCUGAUGAUGCACAUCAUGAGACACCGCGCAGCUUCCUCCACCUCCUGCGCUGUGUACAACCUGAUCUUUGCCCACUUCAUCUUCCUUUUCACCACGCCCUUCAGAAUCUACUACUAUGCAACUCAAUACUGGAGCAUGGGCUUGCCGUGGUGUAAAAUUGUGAGCGCCAUGAUCCACGUUCACAUGUACAUGUCGUUUGUGCUCUACGUGGUCAUCCUCGUCACUCGUCUUUUGCCGCACUAUUUCAAAGCGGCACGAGUCGUAUCCUUCAACCGGAUGCACGCAUUCGUUGGCAGUGGUUUCGUGUGGGUCACCGUUUUAGUCGUAGCUCCUUGCCUCAUCCAUUUUCAAUACGGCAAGCAGUACAGCCCUACCAACACCACACGCUGCUUCAAUUUCGGAGACAACAUCAAGUUUGCCAGAGAGCUGAACUACUUCAUGAGCACAUCGAUCAUAGUGGUGGCGUUGGUGCUGACGGGCCUGCAGGCCAACGUCCUGUUGGUUUUAUACAGGAGGUACCAGCAAAGAUGCACCUCUGAGCAGGACUUUGGGGCUCAGCGAAAGAGCCUCCUGUUUGCCCUGAUCAUGGUAGUCUGCUACGUUCCCUACCAUAUUUUCCGCCUGUACUACAUUGAUCACCCUGACCUCGAGAGCAUCAAUGAGGUUUUUUUGAGUCUGACCACUUUCAACUGUUUGGACAUGCUCACCUUCUUGAGUAGGAGAACCUGCAGCGCGUGCUUGCCAGGAAGUAGGAGUUGA